GGCUUCUCCUUUCAACUCCUGUUUCCACAUAAAGAAACGCAGCAGAAAGGAGGCAGUCUACAAUCUACGUGCAGAGAAGGGGAAAACCAAAUCCAAGAAGAAAUCGAAAGAUAUAUAGGUAGAGAGUGGUAAAUUGAGAUCCUUCACAAGAUGCCGGCCGCGCCGAUGACUGAUUUCUCGAGCUCGGUCAAGCUCAAGCAUGUCAAGCUGGGAUACCAGUACUUGGUGAACAACUUCCUGACCUUCCUCCUCGUCCCGUUCAUGGCCACAAUGGCCGUCGAGCUAGUCCGCCGCGGCCCCGACGAGGUCAUCGGGCUGUGGCGGUCCCUCCAUCUCGACCUCGUCGAGAUCCUCUGCUUGGCGUUCUUGAUAGUGUUCGCUGCCACGGUCUACUUCAUGUCGCGGCCCCGGCCAGUGUACCUGGUGGACUACGCCUGCUUCAAGCCCCCGAAUAGCUGCCGCGUCCCCUUCGCCACCUUCAUGGAGCACACACGGCUCAUCAACUCCGACCCCAAGAGCGUCCGGUUCCAGACUCGCAUCCUCGAGCGCUCCGGCCUCGGAGAGGAGACCUGCCUCCCCCCGGCCAACCACUACAUCCCCCCCAACCCCACCAUGGAGGCCUCCCGCGCCGAGGCCCGGCUCGUCAUCUUCUCCGCCAUCGACGACCUCAUCAAGAAAACCGGCCUCAAGCCCAAGGACAUCGAUAUCCUCGUCGUCAACUGCAGCCUCUUCUCUCCCACGCCGUCCCUGUCGGCGAUGAUCGUGAACAAGUACAAGCUCCGCAGCAACAUCCGAAGCUUCAACCUCUCCGGCAUGGGAUGCAGCGCGGGGUUGAUCUCCAUCGACCUCGCCCGCGAUCUCCUUCAGGUGCACCCGAACUCGAACGCCCUCGUCGUCUCGACGGAGAUCAUCACGCCCAACUUCUACUCCGGCAACCAGCCGUCGAUGCUCCUGCCCAACUGCCUCUUCCGCAUGGGCGCCGCCGCGAUCCUGCUGUCGAACCGCCCCCGCGAGGCCCGGCGCGCCAAGUACCGGCUUGUCCACGUGGUGCGCACCCACAAGGGCGCCGACGACCGGGCCUACUUCUGCGUCUACGAGGAGGAGGACGCCGAGGGCCACUCGGGGAUCUCGCUGUCCAAGGACCUCAUGGCGAUCGCCGGGGAGGCGCUCAAGUCCAACAUCACCACCAUCGGCCCGUUGGUUCUGCCGGUGUCCGAGCAGCUGCUCUUCUUCUUCACCCUCGUCGGCCGGAAGCUCAUCAACUCGAAAUGGAAGCCCUAUAUCCCCGACUUCAAGCUGGCUUUCGAGCACUUCUGCAUCCACGCCGGCGGCCGCGCGGUGAUCGACGAGCUGCAGAAGAGCCUGCAGCUGUCGCCGGAGCACGUCGAGGCGUCCCGCAUGACGCUGCACCGCUUCGGCAACACCUCCAGCAGCUCCCUCUGGUACGAGCUCAACUACAUCGAGUCCAAAGGCCGGAUGCGGCGCGGCGACCGGGUGUGGCAGAUCGGCUUCGGCAGCGGCUUCAAAUGCAACAGCGCUGUCUGGAAGUGCAUCCGCACCAUCAAGACCCCCGUCGAUGGCCCCUGGUUCGACUGCAUCCACCACUACCCAGUCCCCAUCCCGGAGGUCGUCAAGCUCUGAUGGAGGAAGUUAGUUCGCCCACCAAGGAUCCAUCACACAUCACCAACCAUCAGCUAAUGCAUAUAUUUCUUCUUUCUUCUUCUUCUUCUUUUCCUCUCUCUAUCAGUAUCCGCUCUCUAUCGAUCGGUGCUUGUAUUUGGUUAAACGGUAUAGUUAAUAUCGGUAACACAUGCAGUCUCCUGGGUCAAAAACUAGAUUGGGGUUUUGAGAAGAGGACGUGUCCGUCCGACUGUAUACUGUAACUCAAUGCCGUUAAUACAUGCUUAGUCUAUGCGACUAUGCCAUUGCCGGUUUU
Messenger RNA from Phoenix dactylifera (date palm), 1936 nucleotides. The record is from RefSeq and is a predicted model, not a curated record. Lineage: Eukaryota; Viridiplantae; Streptophyta; Magnoliopsida; Arecales; Arecaceae.